Messenger RNA from Polychytrium aggregatum, 1047 nucleotides. RefSeq lists its product as uncharacterized. The transcript is spliced from 2 exons. The coding region runs from base 41 to 763 and encodes 240 amino acids. Gene Ontology annotation, cellular component: plasma membrane. NCBI's taxonomy places the organism in Eukaryota, Fungi, Chytridiomycota, Chytridiomycetes, Polychytriales. The record is from RefSeq and is a predicted model, not a curated record.
GUCUGCGUUUCUUCCAUCUCUCCACACCCAACCCACCGCCAUGGCCACCGCAAGAGCACACGGUCUUCGACGUCCCGGCUCCACCCCGUCAAGCGACUCCCAGGCACAGCUCAGCGGUUUGGUCGAGCAGACCCUGGAUGUCCAGCGCGAGUCUGAGAAGGUUCUCGGCAGCGCUGUCGCCACCGCCCACUCGGCCCUGGAGACGGGCAUCGACAACUCCAGGCUGCUGCACGCACAAGGAGAGCAACUCAAGCGUAUCGACAAGAAGCUCGAUGUCCUCGACAACGAACUCGACUCUGCCGAGAAACAAAUGUCAUACUUUCAGAAAGUUAGCCGCAGCUUCCUGCUUCCCGUCAUCGGCAAGCGGCCGCCGGCACCCGAAACGCUCAAGCUCGCCAAGGACGCCAUCGAGAUCCAAAAACCGCCCGUGGUGAACGGCCAGCCGCUGUAUGGCCCCCGAACCGCGCGCUCGCUUCCGGAACGAUACCGGGCCGAGGACCUCGAGGCGAUGAGAAAGUACGUCGGCGCCUGGGCAUCCGAGGAGCAACAGCAGGAAAGCGCCAUGAUCGAGUCGCGCAUCGACGGGCAUCUGGACGGGCUGGCGGAUAUUACGGCGUCGCUGCACCAGAUUGCCUCAGACCAGGGCGAGGAGCUCCGGAAGCAGAACCAGCUGUUGUCAUCGAUGAACUCGCGGGUAGACGGCCAGCUGGAUCGCACAAAUGUCCUCAACCAGAAGGCCGGCAAAGCUCUGCGGUCCGCGUAACAAGCCAAUCGUAUUGGUGGCGGCCAGUUGUCACUCUCUACAGAGGGCGAUGCUAGUUGCAUCGCCUGGAUCGCCUGGAUCGCCUGGCUCUGCUCGGCUCCGCUUGGAACUCGGGCGCCCAGCCCGCUGUGUGCUCCACCUGGCCCUUCCCGACGGCAUUUUCAGGUCUCAUGACUCAUCCGAAUAAUCUAUAUGUUCAUGCAAAAUCGCUGCUGGUCGUUGCAGGGGACCCUUCCUGUUACUUGAAGACGACGGGGCUUUUGGCGCCAUGCUCGAUACAUAUG